Molecule: messenger RNA, 727 nt
Organism: Topomyia yanbarensis
Lineage: Eukaryota; Metazoa; Arthropoda; Insecta; Diptera; Culicidae
Exons: 3
Coding region: 182-571 (129 amino acids)
Source: RefSeq, a predicted model, not a curated record
CGAUUGUCUCGUACCUCGUGCAGGUAGUUCGAACCAAAACAAAUCAAGGCGCCAAAGUAGUUUCACCUGUGCUCUCUUCCUAUGCGAUUGUUGCGCAUGAGUUAUCAUCAGAGCUGAUCUGUAUAGUAUUUUAACGAUAAUUCGUUUACGGCAGAACACAAAGAUUCAAAUUUUUGGUGAGAUGCUGCCUAACAAGUUCCCACUCGGAGUUGGCUUGUUACUGGCCGCCAUACUGGUCACGAUCGACGCUGGUCCAAUGUACUACAAAAAGAUCUCCGGUCAAAAAUAUGAACCAGAUUGGGUAGCAGUGUCAUCAACCGUCAUACCGCUGACCGAAUAUCGUUUAAGCGUGGGUGCCAUCGUCCCCGAUGGACUCGCCCGAGCAGCCUCGAUACCGGACGAAUAUAGGCGAGCUUACCAGCGGCACAAGAAACUGACGGCUGUCAGUAAGUUGAAACUGCCGACGGGCAAGUCGUCGGGUAGGGAGGUAGCGCCAUUGGUUCAGGAGAAUCCCGAUACGCUCAUCACUGCUAAUAAGAAAUUCUACGAGAAGAAGUUGGCGGGCAAUUGAAGGCGCGUUGGAGGCGAUACAUACUUGGAGAUUGGCGAAAAGUUUGAGUUAUUUUUUAACACUAUGAUUAACGAUGUGCCACAAUUUAAGAACAAUGGAAAUAAAUUGUUAUUGUUUAAUUUGUUUAGUCUUAUAAGUGGAAAAAUGAUGUUUCAA